Molecule: messenger RNA, 7515 nt
Organism: Uloborus diversus
Lineage: Eukaryota; Metazoa; Arthropoda; Arachnida; Araneae; Uloboridae
Product: spectrin beta chain-like
Biological process (GO): actin cytoskeleton organization; neuron development
Cellular component (GO): plasma membrane; cell projection; spectrin
Molecular function (GO): phospholipid binding; actin filament binding; structural constituent of cytoskeleton
Source: RefSeq, a predicted model, not a curated record
AUGACGACCAACAUCGGGGUGGGGUUCCGCUAUCCCGCAACCCAGCAAGACAUGGAUGAUUACGAGUGCGACGGUGGCAACAGUUCGUCCCGACUUUUCGAACGAUCACGCAUACGAGUCCUAGCAGAUGAGCGUGAAAACGUGCAGAAGAAGACGUUCCAGAAAUGGGUGAAUUCGCACUUGGUGAGGGCCCAUCUGCGGAUCACUGAUCUCUACGGGGACAUGAGAGACGGCAAGAUGCUGAUGAAGCUGCUGGAAAUACUGUCCGGAGAGAGAUUGCCUCGGCCGACGAGGGGCAAGAUGCGCAUCCACUGCCUGGAGAACGUGGACAAGGCGCUGCAGUUCCUGCGGGAGCAGAGGGUGCACCUCGAGAACCUGGGUUCACAUGACGUGGUGGAUGGGAACCCACGUCUCACCCUCGGACUCAUCUGGACCAUCAUUCUCCGCUUCCAGAUCCAAGACAUCACUAUCGAAGAGGUGGACAACCAGGAAACCAAGUCCGCCAAGGACGCCCUCCUGCUCUGGUGCCAGAUGAAAACGGCCGGAUAUCCCAACGUCAAUGUCCGCAACUUCACAACCAGCUGGAGGGAUGGGCUGGCCUUCAACGCCCUCAUACACAAGCACAGGCCGGACCUGAUCCAGUAUGACAAGCUGUCCCGAUCCAACGCCAUCUACAACCUCAAUCACGCUUUUACCGUGGCCGAGCAACGCCUCGGACUCAUGAAACUUCUCGACGCCGAAGAUAUCUUCGUGGAGUAUCCCGAUGAGAAGUCCAUCAUCACCUACGUGGUCACCUUCUACCACUACUUCUCCAAGAUGAAGCAGGAGACGGUACAGGGACGUCGAAUCGGAAACGUUGUUGGACAAGCAAUGCAGAACGAGAAGAUGAUCCGGGAGUACGAGACAUUGACGUCAGAUUUGCUCAAGUGGAUUCGACAGACGAUCUCUGCGUUGUCGGACCGCAAGUUCGCCAACUCGCUUUUCGGUGUACAGCAACAGCUGUCCGCUUUCAGUACCUACAGAACGGUGGAGAAGCCUCCAAAGUUCGUUGAAAAAGGAAACUUGGAGGUUCUCCUCUUCACCAUCCAGAGCCGACUGAGGACGAGUCACCAACGUAUGUAUUUUCCUCCAGACGGCAAGAUGAUCUCAGACAUCAACAGGGCGUGGGACCAACUAGAGAAGGCCGAGCACGAAAGAGAACUUGCUCUCAGGGAGGAACUCAUCAGGCAGGAGAAGUUGGAGCAGCUGGCUUCCCGCUUCGACCGCAAGUCGGGCAUGCGCGAGGCGUGGCUCAGCGAGAACCAGCGCCUGGUCUCGCAGGACAACUUCGGCUUCGACCUGGCCUCGGUGCAGGCCGCGGCCAAGAAGCACGAGGCCAUAGAGACCGACAUCCGUGCCUACGAAGAGAGGGUGCAGGCCGUGGUGGCAGUGGCCCGUGCGCUAGAGGAGGAGAACUACCACGACGUGGCCAGGAUUCAGAGCAGGAGGGACAAUGUUCUUCGUCUCUGGAACUACCUGUUGGAGCUGUUGAGAGCUCGUCGGACAAGAUUGGAAGACUCCCUCUCCUUGCAGCAGACAUUCCAGGAAAUGAUCUACAUCUUAGACAACAUGGAAGAAAUCAAGAUCCGACUGCUGACUGAAGAUUCCGGCAAGCAUCUAAUGGGCGUAGUUGACCUGUUACAGAAACAUAGUCUAGUGGAAGCCGACAUCAAUGUUCUUGGGGAGAACGUCAAAGCCAUGGUUCAACACUUGCAGUCCUUCAUCAGCAGCAACACUAGCACAGGUUACCAGCCAUGUGACCCGCAGUACAUCCAGGAGCGCGUUCGCCAGUUGGAGGCCGCCUUCUCAGAGCUAGUCCGUCUCGCGGAGGACAGACGCCUCCACUUGGUGGAGGCUCGGAAGCUGUGGCAAUUCUUCCGAGACGUGGCAGAAGAAGAAGCCUGGCUCAAGGAGAGGGAAAGGCUGUUGUCCUCCGGGGACAUCGGGCACGACCUCACCGCCAUACACCAUCUCAUCGCCAAAAACAAGGCUUCCGAGGUUGAACUAAAGCAUCGAGCGGACCAGAUAGAAGCUGUUCUCCAGACAGGAGAGGAACUGGUGGCAGGUGGUCACUUCUCCUCGGACAGCAUCGUGCAGAGGAUCGGCGAGAUAAGGAGCAUGCUCGAGAGGCUUUCGCAGUUGCAGAGGCAGAGGAUGAAGAGACUCACUGAUGCUGUGGACUACCACCAGUUCUUCACAGACGCAGAUGAUGUUGACACCUGGAUGUUAGACACACUCCGUCUUGUAUCCAGUGAAGACAUUGGUAGGGAUGAAGCCAACGUCCAAUCGCUACUCAAGAAACAUAAAGAUACAACAGACGAGUUGAAGGGUUUUGCCAAUACUAUCGACUCUUUACAUCAACAGGCUGGUGCACUGGGGGAUGAGGACCGCAGUGCUCCAGAGGUGCUAGAUCGUUUAUCCAGCAUCGAUCGCCGCUACAAGGAACUGCUAGAACUAGGCAAGCUCAGGAAGCAGAGAUUGUUGGAUGCCCUGUCCCUCUACAAACUUUUCAACGAAGCAGACGCCAUUGAACAAUGGAUCGCAGAAAAGGAGAAAAUGCUGGGGCAGAUGUCAGUCGACAGUGGCCAAGACCUGGAAGACCUGGAAGUUCUGGGUCACCGCUUCGAGGGCUUCGAGCAAGAGAUGGUCGGAAACGGGCAGCGCUUGGCCCUGGUGCACCAACUAGCGAGACAACUCCUCCACGUCCAGCACCCGGACUCUCCAGACAUCCUGGCCCGCCAAGAGUCCCUGGACAGAAGGUGGUCUACCCUCAAGCAAGCUGCUGCCAUAAAGAAAGAAGAAAUAACUUCAGCUCGUGGUAUUCAGGGUUUCCACAUCGAGUGCAAAGAAACCAUUACGUGGAUCGAUGAGAAGAAGAAACUGUUGGAAUCGACAGAGGACCUGGGUGAUGACCUCGUGGGCAUCAUGACAUUGCAGAGGAGGCUCAGCGGGAUGGAACGUGACAUGGCCGCCAUUCACGUCAAGCUCGAAAAUCUGGAGAACGAAGCACAAAAGAACAAAAUUGAACAUCCAGAGGAAGCAGAAGCUAUUGACCGAAAUCUUGAGCAGAUGCGGGUUACCUGGGGAAAACUCACUAAUUUGCUUCGCGAGCGGGAUGCCCGUUUGGAAGAGGCAGGCGACUUGCAUCGUUUCCUGAGAGACCUGAACCACUUCCAGGCGUGGUUACAGAAGGCCCAGACUGACGUGGCGUCCGAGGAGGCGCCGUCCAGCCUGCAGGAGGCCGAGGAUCUGGCCAGGCGCCACGCCCAGAUCAGGGAGGAGGUGGACAACUACGCGGAGGACUACGCCUCCAUGAUGGAGUACGGAGAGAGGAUCACCAGGGACCAACAUGACCCCCAGUACAUGUUCCUCAGAGAGCGACUUCGUGCCCUUCAAGAUGGCUGGACGGAGCUGCUGCGCAUGUGGGAGAACCGGCAGGCUGUGCUUAGCCACAGCUUGGACUUGCAAGUGUUCCUGAGAGACGCCAAGCAGGCGGAAGUGCUGCUGAACCAGCAGGAGCAUCAACUGGCUAAGGACGAGACACCGGCGAACCUGGAGCAGGCCGAGUGCCUGGUGAAGCAGCACGAGACCUUCCUGACGACAAUGGAGGCCAACGACGAGAAGGUCAACGCGGUCAUCCUGUUUGCACAGAGGCUCUGCGAAGAGGGCAACUUCGCCGCCGACAAGAUACACAAAAAGGCAGAGAACAUGGCGCAGAGACGAAACGCCAACCACGCAAAAGCUGCUCAACGCAUGGAUAAAUUAAAAGACCAACUGCAGUUGCACCAUUUCUUGCAAGAUUGCAAAGAGCUCUCCGAGUGGACCCAGGAGAAGUGCAUAGAGGCCCAGGACGACACAUACCGUAGCGCCAAGACUGUGCACAGCAAGUGGACGCGUCACCAAGCCUUCGAAGCCGAAGUGGCAGCCAACAAGGAGCGUCUCAGGAAACUGCAACAAAAUGGUGAAGAGCUGGCUUCGGAGAAGCGGCAAUGGGCCCCCGUGAUUCGAGAACAACUUUCGGACUUGGAGCGGCAGUUCAGUGCGCUGGAGAACGCCACCAGGGACAAAGGGGAACGUCUCUUCGACGCCAACAGGCAGGUUCUGUAUAUGCAGACGUGCGAUGACAUCGACGGAUGGAUCACGGAGCUGGAGAACCAGGUCCUGGCGGCAGAGACGGGACAAGACCUCACCAGCGUCAACCUCAUUCUGCAAAAGCAACAGGCUGUGGAAACUCAGAUGGCGCUCAAAGCGAAGCAAGUGACGGAGCUCCAAAACCAGGCAGAGUACCUUGAGCACAUGGUGCCAGAGCAGACAGAUGAAAUUGAGUACAAGAAGGCGCACGUCGAGGACAGGUUCCGCAAGCUGCAAGACCCUCUACUGCGUCGACGUGAGGCCCUCCUGAAAAAGCGGGAGGCCUUCCAGUUCUGCAGAGAUGUCGAGGAUGAGAAGCUAUGGAUCCAGGAGAAGAUGCCCGUCGCCACCAGUUCGGAGUACGGAAACAGCCUUUACAGCGUCCAGAGGCUCAAGAAGAAAAACCAGAGUCUUCAGACAGAGAUAGACCACCACGAACCGCGCAUUGUCGCCAUCUGCGAGAACGGACAAAAACUCAUUGAUGAGAACCACGAGGAUGCCAGUAAGUUCAGACAGCUUAACGCCGAACUAAAGUGCCUCUGGUUGGAACUCAAGAACGCCCUCCAGUUCCGCAGGAUCAAACUCGAAGAGUCGGAGAAGGCUCAACAGUACUUCUUCGACGCCUCGGAGGCCGAGUCCUGGAUGAGCGAACAGGAACUGUACAUGAUGACGGACGAGCGAGGCAAGGACGAGACCAGUACCCAGAACCUCAUGAAGAAACACCAGAGCCUGGAGAACCAGGUGGACGACUAUCUGGACACUGUUCUGCAGCUGGGAGACGUAGUCAGCAUGCUAGUCGCAGCCAAACACCCUCUAAGUGAAGAGAUGCGCCAGCGGCAGACAGGCUUGGAGCGCCUCUACCGGGGCUUGAAGGAACUGGCUUCUGAGAGGCGAACCCGUCUGGAGGAGGCCUUGCAACUCUUCGCUCUCAACAGAGAAGUCGAUGACGUAAUGCAGUGGAUCGCCGAAAAGGAAGUGGUUGCUGGAUCGCAAGAGUUAGGACAGGAUUAUGAGCAUGUUACUAUGCUGCGGUCUCGUUUCAAGGAGUUCGCCAAGGAGACGGAGUCGACGGGCCGCGAGCGCGUGAGUGAGGUCAACGCGAAAGCGGAUCGUCUGAUUGGUGCAAGCCACGGGGAUGGCCCCACCGUCGCCGAAUGGAAAGACGCUCUGAACGAGGCCUGGACGGACCUCCUGGAGCUGAUCGAGACGCGGACGCAAAUGCUCAACGCCUCUUGGAGGCUGCAGAGGUUCUUCUACGACUGCUCAGACGUCCUGGGUCGCAUUCUGGAAAAGCAGAACGCUUUGCCACAAGAUUUGGGUAGGGAUGCUGUCAACGUGUCCAGCUUGCAGAGGAAGCAUGUGGGCUUCGAACACGACCUACAGACGCUGGACUCUUCCGUCCGUCAGAUCGAGGAGGACGCCUCCCGCUUCGGGACCCUGUACGCCGGCGAGCGGGCGGCGGAGAUCCGGGCGGCGGUGGACGAGGUGACGGCGGCGUGGCGGCGCCUCCUCUCCGCCUGCGAGGCGAGGCGCGGGAUGCUGGCGGACACGGGAGACCUCUUCCGCUUCCUCUCCAUGGUGAGGGACCUCAUGCUCUGGAUGGAGGACACCGUCCGCCUCAUGAACACCUCCGAGAAACCCAGGGACGUAUCGGGGGUGGAGUUGCUGAUGAACAACCACCAGAGCCUGAAGGCCGAGAUCGACACCAGGGAAGAGAACAUCUCCUCGUGUGUGAGGCUGGGGAAGGAACUGCUGGCCAGGAAUCACUACGCCUCCAACGAGAUCAAAGAAAAAUUGUUAACGCUGACUAACCAGAGAACUGUCAUGAUGGACCGUUGGGAAGAGCGUUGGGAACACCUCCAACUUAUUCUGGAGGUGUAUCAAUUUGCUCGGGAUGCUGCCGUGGCGGAGGCCUGGCUUAUCGCACAAGAGCCCUACUUACUCAGCCAAGAACUGGGGCAUAGUUUAGAUGAAGUGGAACAGCUGAUCAAGAAACACGAGGCCUUCGAGAAAUCUGCUGCUGCGCAGGAAGAGAGAUUCGCUGCCCUCGGCCGACUUACAACGUUGGAGCUGAAAGAACAGGAGAAACGAAUGAAAGUGGUGGACCCACAGGCCCUCUACGAACUGGAUGAACACAUGAAAAGGCAUUCAGGAUUCUACGAUGACUACGACCCAGAUCAGCCAGGAGAUAAAUCUCAGAAGCUUUCGGCGGAAGAGCAAGCCCGUUUGGAGAGAGAAAUGGACACAUCAGCCACGGAAACAGAUGCAACCUUCAGCGACGAGCCGUCCUUUUCCGAAAAAACUUCCAAAAAACCCGAAGCUCCCUCGCCGCCACCUGUGGGAUCCUACGAAGGCACCCUCAUGCGGAAACACGACCGGGAUUCAGAAGCGAAGAGGUCUUCUAACAGGUCCUGGGAAAAGGUGUACGUGGUGAUUGAGGAACACAAAUUGAAUAUCUACAAAGAUAGGAAACACUAUUUACAGGGCGUCCACUACCAUGGCGAACCGCCCCUUGACCUGAGGGGGUGCAAAGUUCUCGUGGCUACAGACUACACUAAGAAGCGAUACGUCUUCCGACUCACAUUUUCGGGUGGUGCUGUGUAUCUCUUCCAAGCCAAAGAUGAGGAGGAGAUGAACAGAUGGGUGAGUCAGCUGCAGAUGGCGUCUCUGUCUCUUCAGGAAUUGGUGGGGCCUUCAGGUCAAUCCCAGACUCUACCAAGGAGAGGAGAAGAGAGGAGGGAUGAGCAGAAGAGGAGGAGCCUCUUUUCCCUCAAGAAGAAAUAGAUAUCAGAAAGGGAUGAAGAUGAAAAUGGAGCCUCCAAAUCUGAACAAUCAGACUAUGUAUUUAAAACGUGCUCCUAAACCUUGUUCCAUGAUAAAACAGAUUCAUCAUAGACCCAACAGUUCAGUCAUAGACUCUAAAUGUGAGCUUACAUUUAUCUCUUUGUUGCUAACAUGGACACUAGCAAUAGUAUUCAAACAGAUAUGUAUCCACUAUGAAAACUAGUUUAACAGCUCUAUUUAAUCCGGGAAAAACCAGGGAAAAAACAUCUCAAACUGGCUCACCGAUUGGAAAAAUCUGCAAUUACUGCAAUUAAGACUGAAUUUGUCAUUGCGGGAAUGAAACAAUAGUGUAUCAUGCUUUUAAACACAGACAAAUGAGAAGAUUAAUCCAAGACAUUACAUUUCUUACGGGGAAAAAAAAUAAUUUUUUGCUUUGUUUAUAAUUUUUCUAUGUAAAGUUAACAAUAUGAAACCAAGACUCUAACAAGAAAUUUAUCACCUAGUACAUUUUGCAUAAAAACAAAUUUAGAUGUUUUGCAAAACUAGCAAAAACUAGACAAA